Molecule: messenger RNA, 2315 nt
Organism: Amphibalanus amphitrite
Lineage: Eukaryota; Metazoa; Arthropoda; Thecostraca; Balanomorpha; Balanidae
Product: PRELI domain-containing protein 1, mitochondrial-like
Exons: 5
Coding region: 277-939 (220 amino acids)
Biological process (GO): phospholipid transport
Cellular component (GO): mitochondrial intermembrane space
Molecular function (GO): phosphatidic acid transfer activity
Source: RefSeq, a predicted model, not a curated record
UCCGAAUCUUAGAUUAUAGAUUAGGAUUCACUUACAUCUAACUUGACGACCGUAUAGGGAUUAUUGAAUAGGCGUCGUUUCAUUCGAGCAAUUCUGCAUAAGCAGCUCUUGGUAGUCAUACGCAUCAGCUCCAGAACAUACUGCGCGUGGCGUGAGAGAGUAGAACACCGCAUGACCGCAUGAUAUUUUCGAUUUCUUUCGGCGGACGUCGGUGGGGGCGUGCGGAGUUCUCUGCGGUUAUUUUUCGUUUUCCGGCUUUGUCCAGCCUCAAAUAUCAUGGUGCGCUACUGUGAACAGUCUGCCACCUUCAACCACCCGUGGGACCAGGUGGUGCAGGCGUUCUGGGAGCGCUACCCCAACCCGCACAGCUCUCACGUGCUCACCGAGGACACGGUGGCUCGCCGGCUCGAGGGCGGCUGCCUGCGCUCCAAGCGUAUCGUCACAAAGACGAACCGGAUGCCCAAGUGGGGCGAGCGGUUCCUGUCGGCGCGCACGGUGGCUGUGCUGGAGGAGUCGGCCUGCGAGCCGGCCCGCCACUCCAUGGUCACCCUGACCCGGAACCUGGCGCACACCCACCUGAUGGAGGUCACCGAGCGGGUCGAGUACGUACCGCACCCGGACGACCCGCAGCACAAGACGCUGGUGCGGCGCUGCGCCUGGGUCGGAUCGCGCGUCUUCGGCUUCGGGUACGCCAUCCAGGCAUUCGGCGUGGAGCGGUUCAAGAAGAACCUGAACAACACGGUGCUCGGGUUCAACCACGUCCUUGCCAAGAUGUUCCCGCAGCAGAACGCCGGGCUGCCCGUCACGGAGGCCGUCUCCGCCAUGGACGCGCGGAAGGAGAGGCUGCGGGAGACGGCCAAAAAGGCCACCGAGCUGGCCAAGUCCAAGGCGGGCGCCAUGGUACCGCAGGCGGCCUGUGCCGAGCGCGAGAGCCGAUAGCUGCCUCCGCCGCCGCCGUCAGAGCCGCCGGCCGACCGGGUACGAGUCGGGACCGGGCGGGGAACGGACGCAAACAGCAGACUGGACACCGCAGAUCGGAGCUGCUAUCCCGCGCUACUACCGGGAGAUCUUCCCACACCCGGUGAGCUAAAGAUGACCGGUAACUGCUCGGCCGCGCAGGGCGUCCGUUUUACCCUGCGCUCUCCCGUGCGCGACCAGAGCUCUGCCGUCUGGGCCGGCCCGCUCGGCAGUCUCGCCUCUGAAAAUGUCAGCUCGGUAUAGCUGUCUGGACAGGCGCCGACCGGUCCCGGGCCGACGAUUUGUAAUUCUUACUGACCGCGAGAUCCCGCAGCGGCCGAUCGGGCCGUGUAUACUUGCAGGACAAACAGACGGAUACCGGAGAUCGGUGCGGGAGCGGAGACGCGGGUCGUCUCCAGCUCAAUUCCUGGAAGGCCGUGGGACCGCGAUGCGGUCAGGUGUAGUGGCUCAAUUAUCCCUGAUUGCCUGGUCCCGCCGUAUGUCGAUUCUAUCGCGUGAUUGGGCAGUGUUUUGAAUGAGUGCAGCGUAAAUGACCCGGCCCCUAUACUAUAGGUCUCGACUUCGAGCGGAUGAAUUUCUUUGUUAGUUACUGACUGAGCGCGCAAUGUGAAAACUUCACACAGGUUCAUAUAUAGUGGCUCUUGCGUCAGAAGUCUGUGACGUGCCCUGCUCCGAGCCGGCCCUUGUUAGUUUCUUAUCAGCAGUGGCGGUGGACAACUGUGGUCGUGGACAGCUGCGGAGUGGACAAAGGAGAGUCGACGGACAGGUGGCGAAGGUAUUUUCUACAGGUGUGUGAGUUAGUCCGCGCCCCAGCCGCGGUAGACGGAGUGCCAUGAGUUUGUUUGUGUUGCUGAGUUGAGUUAGCGGUUACAGCGAGUGUCGCGUGGUCCGGUCCGUCUGAGGAAACUGAGUUUAAAACGGGCAUCGGGCAGCGGGACCAAAUGGGCCGGUUGGCCCGGCUGCACUGCCGCCUCUUAUGUCAGGCGCCGACUGGAGACCGCGGCGACCCGAGGGUCGGUCAGCGAGCGGUGACCCGGGAGUCCCGCGCGGUCCAACGGCCGCCGUGACACCAAUGACAGACGCGUACCUACGUCUCAGAUCCUAAUCAAUGCAGAUUUGUUGAUUUGUUGCCUGCUUGAAGUCGAUUAGUUUAUACUUCUUUGUAUCAAAGCGCGUGGCUUUUUCAUUUGAGACUGUAGACCCCGAAAUGAGGUCCAUACGAUGUGAAGUCGCCGGUAUAUCAAAUGUCCAUUGCCCCUCGGCAUGUGCAACCUGACGUAGCGAGAAAUGACAUGUAGAUGCGAGAAUACGUAAUAAAAUACAUACCAAGACACUGA